AUGCAUUUGGCAGUGGCUUGGUUUGGAAAUCCGGAGCCGAGUGUCACUUGGGAUAAAGAUGGUGUGCCGGUUGACCAACAGGACGGAUUCGUAGUCCUCAAACGGUCUGCCCCACUGGCUUCCGACCUUGGUCAUUUCGGCAGACUGGAGCAGCCGAACAGUGGAACUUCUAUCCUACAGUUCAAAGGAGUGCGUCGUCAAGAUCGGGGCAACUACCGGCUAAUAUUGGAGAAUGAGCAUGGUCAAGUGCAAACUACUUACGCGGUGGACGUCAUCGGUAAGCUGCCCAUUGUUCAUCUGUCCACCUGA
Messenger RNA from Opisthorchis viverrini, 309 nucleotides. RefSeq lists its product as hypothetical. The record is from RefSeq and is a predicted model, not a curated record. The transcript has a single exon. Lineage: Eukaryota; Metazoa; Platyhelminthes; Trematoda; Opisthorchiida; Opisthorchiidae. Bases 1 to 309 code for a protein of 102 amino acids.